This is a messenger RNA of Racocetra fulgida, 185 nucleotides long. The record is from the annotation of a GenBank genome assembly. Lineage: Eukaryota; Fungi; Glomeromycota; Glomeromycetes; Diversisporales; Gigasporaceae.
ACAGUCCAUCUGGUGUUGCUGCCGAAGCAAAAUUUUCAGAAAGUUCUGUAAGAUCGCUUGAUGUACUUGGAGGUGGUGAUAAAGUUGAAGCAGGAGAAGAACAUUGGCCGUUAAUAAGUGAACACGAAAUAGAAAGAAACGAAAUUAGCAUAGUGCUAAAAACGGCCAUCAAAAACGAGUUUUAA